AGUUAUUAGUUAGUUCCUCACUGCUUCUUCACAGCAACUUCCAGAAAUUCACUUGCGUGCAAGCACCACCUAUCAUAUUCAUAUAUAUAUAUAUAUCUAUAUCCAUAUUAUUACCUUACCUUGAUGAGAAUAAUAUUAUGGAGAUCUCCACCUAGAACCUACCUCUCUAUUUCUUCUUCUUCUCUCCCUCACCCUUUUAUAUAUAUAUUCAUUCUUAUUCCACUCUCACACUCAAUUCUCCACCAACCCCAUUCUCUCUUUCUCUCUUUACAUAACUCAAUUUCUCCUUGUAUCAUUUUCACUACACAUAUUACAUUAUUCCUUCCAAAAUGAGCACGCAGCUGAAAAGGUUCAACUCAAUGGAACGCAGGCCAAGAAUGCUGAAGGACUUCCUCAGCGAGAAUCUAAACUCGUGCUCCUCAAGCGGCUUCAAAUCACUUCCAAGAAAACCAACCAACAACAACAGCAUGCACAGCCUCAUCGAAAUGGAACUCAAAUCUUCAUCACCCUUUCAAACACUCAUGAACACCAUAAGAAGCAUCUCUCUCUUCACCUCAAAAUCACCCUCCGUGCUUUCUCUACCGAGGAGCCUCUCACGCAAGCUAUCAUCUUCAAGGAGAAAAACAAGAACAAGAAGAAGAAGGAGCCAUGUGUGCAGCAGCGAUGUCAACAUCACAACGGUGGUGAAGAUCAAGGACAUCAUACGGUGGAAGUCAUUCAGGGAUAUCGUGGUGGAACCUUCUCUUCCACCACCACCGUUGGAUUUCAUGGUGGGGUCCACCAACACCACUUGUAGUAGCUGUAGCAGUGGCUCUAGUUGGACUGAGAGUGAUUUUUUUUUAACCUCGUCCUGGGAAGAACCACAAAACGACAACGUUGAAGCGGGUAAAAGGUUUUCAUUUUUUUCACCCCUUGUUGUCGGCAAGGACUCCCGGGCUACGGACACUUCAACUUGCCAAGAAGAACAACACAGUCCAGUUUCAGUUCUUCACGUUGGAGAAGAUGAUUUCUCACCUUUUGAUCAAAGUCUUGCCAAUAUUCUAAGGAGAAAACAGAAGUUCAUACAAACAGUUCAAAAAUUGGAGAGUCAUGCAAAAUUUGACCUUGCAAACUUAGACCAAUGUCUCUCAUUGGAUGACAACUCUGGCUAUGAUGAAGAAUAUGAAGAAGAAGAAGAUGAUGAUAAUGAUGACAUUGAAGAACAAGAUUGGAUUGAGGAAAAGGCAAAGCAGCUGCUACAUUGUGUCAAAGCAAGAGUUUCAGCACAUGGCUGUAUAGACUAUUUGGAUACACUUCUGUUGGAUUUUUUCAGGGAAGAACUAAGUGGAAGUAGAAACCAAUACAAGAAUGAAGAGGAGUUUGAGUUGGAGACAUUGAGAAUAACUGAGGAUUGGAUAAAUGGGUCAUUUGCUUUUGAUGCAGGGCAUGCUGACAAACAUGCUUACAUAAAGGACAUGGAGAGGAGAGAUCAGUGGAGUAGGUUGGAGGAGGAUCAAGAAGAAUUGGCCUUUGAAAUUGAGACAGCUAUAUUGCAUAGUUUGAUUGCUGAUCUUCUGGACCUGGAUGCUUAAUACUUAAUAGUUUCCCUUUUCAAAGUUCAAAUCAAGUUUUGGCAAUUGCUUCUUCGCCUCCAUAAUGGCUUCGUGUACCUUUUUAAGUUUAUGAAACACCUAAUUCGGAAUGUAAAUUACAUUCCAGAAAGACUAAUUCGAAAUGUAAUUUUACAUUCCAGGUUAGGUGGAAGCAAUUGCCUCAAGUUCUUUAAGAUCUCUGGGCCUUUAGCCUCACUUUUCUCAACAGAAAUUAUCUGGCCGCACUUGAAGUCCGAAUCAGAAAAGUAGGUUUCAUCCUACAGCACCCAUUUAGAUUUUAGGCUUACCAACCAGACCAGAAAAAUAAGGAUACCUACCAACCAAGGGCAGAGGGAUGCCUACUUUUGUGGUAACAAAGGACAUAUAGGUCAGAGUUUGGUGAGUUUUGGAUACUGUUAUAUGAAGGGGUAAUGAGAUGCUAGUGGACAUAAGUACAUGAUUGGGCUGUACUGUACUUAAAUUUAGUUAUGGCUUAAUUAGAUUUUGGACUUUGGAGUGUAGCAUAUUAAUUAGUGGAUUUCAAGGCAUAACUCAUGCCUACUUUUGUUAAGGUACAGGUACUGAGGAAGUCUUUUGAUUGUGCUGUUGUUCUAUAUAUCUGUAAAGGAAAUUAAUCAGCAUGUAGCACUUCUCUUUUCAGGCUAAUGUUGAAAAAGUUCAAAUACAAAGCCUUUCUACCA
Molecule: messenger RNA, 2272 nt
Organism: Glycine soja
Lineage: Eukaryota; Viridiplantae; Streptophyta; Magnoliopsida; Fabales; Fabaceae
Exons: 3
Coding region: 330-1571 (413 amino acids)
Source: RefSeq, a predicted model, not a curated record